GCUUGCGAUUUCGUAUAGGUAUAAGCUUUCAGCUCGCAGCUAGCUAGCUAAAUACUCGAAUCUAGCAGGCACAGCUCACCUCAGUUCUUCGCAAGGCCAAGCUAAAGUGGAGGAAUUCAACAACAAGAGUAAGAAGUUCAUUGUCACCUCAAGUUUAACACUCGAGAAAAGAACGAAGAAGUCAUAAUUAUCAGAAGAAGGCACGCUAAAUUUGAAUUUUGAAGAUGCCUUUGUAAAUCUUAUUUAGAUUCCUGUCUCGGAAGAAAGAAAGAACAUUAUUGUCAAGAUGCCUAAGGUUAUUAAGAAGACAUCAAGCACAGGCAAGAAAUCCCAACAGAAGGCUUCAACGUCAAGAUCACGAAUUCGCAGCGACAGUCCUAUCGUUAGGACAGCUGUUAAUGUCAGCCAGAUUUCCAAGUCCAAAAGAAAGAAAGCACAAAACGGUGAUGGUGAAAUGUUCAAGGAGCGCACAGUAUCUGCAAGGACCUUCUCACAUUGGAAACCCAUCACUAAAUCAUCUCAGGCUUUACUUGUUCAAACAAUCGACAGUGCCAUCAUAUCGGUGCUUUCUGAGACAAGCUCUGUGGCAUAUUCAGAUGUGCGAGAUGUUCUCAAUAGUCUGAAGAAAAGGAUACUGGACAAGUCCAGGAAUCUGAAGGCUCCUGCAACUAAACGCCCUAAAUUCAACACACUAGAGGCCGCUUGUCAAAAGUUAGAGAGUGAAGUCGUAGAAGCGUUAAACCAAGAGGAACAAUUAUCAGAGAUGGUGGAGCAGAUGACAAGGACAGUGCAAGAAAAGGAAGAAAUCUUGGAGGAACUUGAAAAAGCUGCCAGCAAAACAAAGAAAAAGUCCCAAUUAUGAUAUGUUACAGAGUUUAUGUUUAACAUUCUAAAACUAAUAUUUAAAUACCUAUGAGCACAAAGUUUAAAAAAUAGAAAUUCAUACAUGUAGGUCACAUGACUUGAAAAACUUGUAUUAACAAAGUAAUAUAUAUGAGUACAUACUACAUAUACAUGUAUAAACACAAACGAUCAGUAAUUGAUGGUGGAAUGAUAAAAAUGGGUCACAACAGAUUUGACAGGCGUAGAUAUGUAGUUAAUUUAAAUUCUCUCACAGGAUGUUCUCUGGUCACGGUAGAUGCAUGAAUGGGAUUAUACAGGGAUACUGCUUAGAUGGAGGAGGGGAGUAUUACAGCAUCUUCUUUUCUCAUUCCUCCCCCUCUCCCUUUCUCCCCCCUUCCCCUUUUGAACUCCUCCUCUGCCCCCUUUCUCUCUCCCCUUCUCUCUCUCCCUCUCUCUAUCUCUCUCUCUCUCUCCCCUUAUUACUGAUUUCUUUCCUUCUUUGUUUUGUCAUUCCUUCCCUACCCCCCUCAAACACUGCUAUGCCACAGACUGUCACAAGAAGUAUGUUAGGAAUGUAGACUUGUUUGAAAUAAAAUGUAAAAACUAAAAUAGAAGUAAAGGAAAAUAAUUUAAGCAAACUAAAAUGUAAAUAUGAUGACCUGCAAUUGCAUGGCAUUUUCUUUCAUCCUGCUUUGUGAAUAAUGUACAAAUGUCCAUGUCUCUGUGAAUUGUAUUGUAUUAUGUGUAGAUUUUGUAUAUUAAAAUAUAAGACUGUACAUUCAAAUAAUG
Molecule: messenger RNA, 1632 nt
Organism: Strongylocentrotus purpuratus (purple sea urchin)
Lineage: Eukaryota; Metazoa; Echinodermata; Echinoidea; Camarodonta; Strongylocentrotidae
Exons: 8
Coding region: 287-862 (191 amino acids)
Source: RefSeq, a predicted model, not a curated record